Messenger RNA from Hydatigera taeniaeformis, 1038 nucleotides. Lineage: Eukaryota; Metazoa; Platyhelminthes; Cestoda; Cyclophyllidea; Taeniidae. The record is from the annotation of a GenBank genome assembly.
AUGGCCACGGCUUUUAUUGAGGUGGCAUCAUAUACUUUUCGAUUUCACACAGACUCCAUCGAGUUCUCGCCCUGUGGAAAACAGGUGUUGGUUGGGUCCUACGAACUUGAUGAGGUAACUGGUAAACGCAGCGGCCAACUUGUCAAGUUUGAUAUAGGGCGGAAUCAUGUGAAAAAAACCCAUGAGAUCGUGGUUCCUGGUGUUCUUGAUUUGUGUUGGAUGCGCUCUGACUUGUGUCUUGCCGCAACAAGUUCCGGAGAACUUUAUGCUAUUUCCUCUCCACUCUCACAGUCUCUCAAAAUCCAGGACAUAGCCUCUGUUUCUCCGAAGGUGCUUCUUUCAGUUGACUUUCAUAGCACAAGAACUGUUACUGCAGAUGAAACUGGGAACAUGUAUCUUAUUGACUCUCCGAAAGGACUUGUAAUCAAUACUUGCAAAGCCCAUGAGUUUGAAUCCUGGUGUGUAAGAUUUUCUAAGGCUGAAGAUAAUUUGGUGCUGUCAGGCGGUGAUGAUUGCAUGUGCUAUGUUUGGGAUCAACGCAUUGGGUUCACCAAAUGCGUAUUUAGUAGAAGACACGAGAUGGGUGUCUGCAGUGUUUCAAAUGUUCCAACCUACCGUCACUUAAUCUCUACUGUAGUGCAGAAAUCUAAUUCCAGCUUUGAUGAAAAGCUGAGGAUAUGGGACAUUCGAAGCGAUGGCGGUGGUGGCGGCAACGGAAUUGUUGUAUGUCACAGUGAGGGAGGCGGCGUGUGGCGCCAUAAGUGGUCGCCAUGCGCGAGGAGACUUCUGAUGGCCUGCAUGCACGCUGGCUUCGCAGUUGUGCGUGUGCCUGCAGGCCUCACUAAUCCUGCAUCUGACGGCCCGCUUGCCAAACCUACCUUCUACCGAUCUUCCGCCAAAUUGGCCUACGGGGUGGACUGGUGCAUCAAUGCCCGAUCAGACGAGCAACAAUGCUUUGAGGCUUUCCUUGCCACCUGUUCCUUCUAUGACAAUUGUGUGACCUUUGCCGCAUGUACUGACUGGGACUUCUUAUCCUAG